Chaetomium globosum CBS 148.51 is the source of this 2241-nucleotide messenger RNA. RefSeq lists its product as uncharacterized. The coding region runs from base 1 to 2241 and encodes 746 amino acids. The record is from RefSeq and is a predicted model, not a curated record. The transcript has a single exon. Lineage: Eukaryota; Fungi; Ascomycota; Sordariomycetes; Sordariales; Chaetomiaceae.
AUGCCCGAGUCGCCUCCAUCAUCCCGUCGCGCAUCAGCACGCUCAAACGGGACCGAUCAUGAUCGCGUUGGGGCCUUGACUCCGACCCUCCAAAUCGCACGAUCGACCUCUCCUCUCCCGAUCAUCCCGACCGACCUAGCCCGUCUCAAGAUUGCCAAUCGAGAUGCCCGGCAUAUCCCACCGCCGGCCCCGUGGCAUCUUGGCCCGUUCUACGAAGAGGCUGCGCUGCGCAACCCCAUGGACCGACCGUAUAGCCGCAAUAACACGGGCGAUUCCACCGUCCUGUCCCACGAGCACUCGAUCGUUUCGUCCCGGGAGGACUCCGACACCAGCUCGGACGACGACGGCUACUAUUCACCAUCAACAGCGGAUUGGCGACGCCCACCGCCCCAACCGUUGCCGCCGCGCGGCAACCCUCGCUUCGUACCACCGCCACCAUGGUACCGACACCCGCCCGCUGGGCCGAUCGACAGACAGCCCCCGAUCCAGCAUUUUCGGGGUCCAAACCCGGACUAUUCUGACCCAGAGUCGGAAGACGGGCGGCGCAACGAGCUUCAGGAAUUGCUCAAUGCCCAACAAAGACGUAUCCGGCAGUUGAGAUCUCAAAUUGCUGGCAAACGAAAAGAACUACGGGGGCUCAGGCGCCGAAAGGACGACACCGACAACUCCCUGAUGCAAUUCUUCCGGCCUCAUCUAGUGUCAACAAAGAACGGGGUUGCCGCCGUCAUCCCCAUAGAUGUUCUCGAGGCGAAAAUCGGUGAGAUGCAAAAGAUUCGAGACGAAUACUACACGGCCGAGAUUGCGUGUGAAGCCAUGGAGAUUGAGCUGGAAAUGGAGGAGCGUAAGCUCGAAGAGUUGGAGGAUAGGCCAUCCCGGUCGCCCUUCCGCCGGGCGGACGUGGUCCCAAAGAUCGAGCUGUCACUACCACCGCCAACUAUGCGAGGACCCGACACUGCGGAGGUCCAAGAACAAGACGACUCCAGCGACGAAGAUGACUCUGCGCCACCAACUCCUGUUAGCCUGCUAGGGAUAUCGGGGCAGCUGCACGAGGACGUUCAUCCCUUGUACGAGGAGCUGUUGGAAGCCGCCGGUGACCGCCAGCUUGCCAAAGAGGACGUCGAGGACCUCGGGAUGCGCCGCGAGAAGAUACUCUACGACCUCGAAAUUGAACUCCACCGGAAACGCGUGCGUGAGAACCAAGGUAACCAAAUCAGCGAGGAGGAUCUCCUCUCCCUGCGAUCCUCGCUGGCCCAAGUCCCCACCGACGCUGCCGAAUUCGAACACCUCUUCGGCAUCACCAUCAGCGAGGAUGAACUCGAAUUCCUCCGCAACUACGACUCGGCCUUCCAGCGCGCCCGCACGGAGCUCGAGUCGGCCACCGAAACGCUGUCCGACCUCCGCGCCCUCUGCCUCAAAAAGGGCGUCAUGCGCAAACACGCCUCCUACCACGAAGAGCUAGCCAUCCACUCCAGCUCCCCGGACUGGCUUCCCUCCCCCCAAGAUGGCAACAUGGCCAUCGAGCCCCCAUCCCGGCCAUCACCCAACCGUAACCACCCGCACGCGCCACCCCCUUCCCUCGCGCACCCGCGGUUCCCCAUCCUGCUCUCCAACCCAUCCCAUGUGCUCUCACUGCUCACACCGCUGCAGGCACUCAAGCGCACGCUGAAGCUGCCCAAGGACGACCCGCGCAGCGCGCUGCGGCGCGCCGAGUGCAUGAAGGAGCUGGGCAUCAGCACGCUCAUGACCAAGGCCGAGAACAAGCCCGACUACAUCAACCAGUGGCUAAUCCACCGCCUGCGCACCAGCCCCAUCGAGGCCGAGCUCAUGCUCGCCGUCUGCGAGGGCGUCUUCAAGGUCGUCAACCUCCGCCGCUGGCAGGAGGAGGUCCUCUAUUAUUGGCGGCUGGACGAGGCCGCCAAUAUGGGCGCCGAGCUGUUUGACGGGCCGGUGUCGCACCCUGAUCCGGGAGGGGUGUUUGCGCUGGGGCCGAAGCCCGCAACUGGGGCUGGGGUUGGGGUUGGGGCUGGGGCUGCGCCGGGUGGGCCGGUUGGUGGGGGAGUGCCGCCUUCGCCUUUCCCUCUCCUGCCUUUGCGUGGUGGUGGUGAAGGGGGUGGUGGAUUUGGGGGGAGUGAUGGCAGAGGCGUGAAUUCGGCUAUCGGGGAGGGGCAGACGGUUAGGAGCGAUGCGGGGCGGAGGAUAAGGAAUCCAGGGGCGAGGGCCGAACGGUCGAUGUCGGUUUAA